Achroia grisella is the source of this 3015-nucleotide messenger RNA. Its product is annotated as zinc finger protein 808. Gene Ontology annotation, biological process: regulation of transcription by RNA polymerase II. The transcript is spliced from 6 exons. Gene Ontology annotation, cellular component: nucleus. The record is from RefSeq and is a predicted model, not a curated record. Gene Ontology annotation, molecular function: RNA polymerase II transcription regulatory region sequence-specific DNA binding; DNA-binding transcription factor activity, RNA polymerase II-specific; zinc ion binding. Bases 114 to 3002 code for a protein of 962 amino acids. NCBI's taxonomy places the organism in Eukaryota, Metazoa, Arthropoda, Insecta, Lepidoptera, Pyralidae.
ACGCGCUCGGCUAACUUCGGAACGGUCGUCUCACUCUGUACACAGCGAAAUGAACUGAGUCACAUUACGUUGUUGGCGUCAUUUUUACACAUUUCACCUGUAUAUCAGCACUGAUGCUGUCACCGCGCGACGACGAUGACGACGAUAGUCAUCUCUGCAUCAAGUGCAACGCCACCAUCAUUGGCCUUGACAACUACGUCAAACACAGAAAGCAGAGAUGUCAGAAGAAAAAUGCUACUUCGAAGUCUGACAUUCCAAACAUCAAUCCACUGGAACCCACCUACAGUCUUGGAGCCGACGUCUUCUUCCAGUCUUUGGAGUUACAGAGUAGUGUUAAGAAAUCUACGUUGGCUAGACUUACACCACCUAUAUCCGCUUCCAAAGUAGUUAUAGACCCAAAAACCACGCUAGCUGAAGCCUCAACUUCUAGGGACCUACCAAGAAUGAGUCCUCUAGAGAGUAACCUAGGCGGAGAAGACUGGAUUGGUGGCCAUAGUUUAAGAAUAGGUAUGAACGAAGAUAAUCAGACAAAAUUAAUAAAUGCAGUGGCCAGUAUUAGUGGCACAGUCAAGAAAGAUGUUCCAACUACCUCUUAUAAUAUAGAAGGGUUUAACGACUUUAAAGCAGAUGAAGAUUUUGAGGACUCGGAAGAUUCAGAGGAUGAUGAUGAUGACGAAGCUCAUGCUGCUGGAGGCAAGUGGAAACCUCCACCAAAUUAUACGGGAGGAAAAUGGCGACCUGCAUCACCUGAACAUGAAGACUGGGAUAUAAGAGAUGAACAGGAGCAUAUGGGUGGUAAAUGGAAAUCCUUUAUUACAAAUGAACGUGAUGAUGAUUAUGAUGCCCCACCACCAGGGCACACCAAAGGUAAAUGGGUACCUGGUGCACACGAAAAAACACAAAUAAUGCAACCAACUAUACAGACAAAGGGAACAGUACAAUACUGGUGCGGACCUUGCAACCGACGCUUAGGUUCAAAAGCUAUAUAUGAUAAACAUUUAAUGUCAAGCCUACACAUGAGAAAAGUACUGCCGGAACAUGAAUUGGAAUUCUCUGGACAUUUGGAAUCCUUGAAAAAUGUGGUGGAAAGACGUGCCAUUCGUCCAACACGAUUUUUGAAUAGCACUCAUUCACAAAGAAAGAAGUCACGCCUGUCGGGAAAAUUCAAUAUGAAGAUUCAAUAUAAAAAAAAAAAACGAAAAUCUCUGUUCGUACAUUGCUGUGGAUGUAAAUCUCGCGUGAAACAACAUCUAAUGGGAAAGCACUUGAUAUCUCAUUAUCAUUUCAGAAAAGCCAGUGAUACACAAAGUAGUGUAUAUCAGCAGUUGAUUCUAGAUAAUAUAGAUGCUAUUGUUCAUCAGUCACCAUUUCAAUGUAGCCCGUGCAAAUUUUAUACUAACUGGCUCUCAAAUUUUAUGCAGCAUUGGUAUUCUGAAGAACAUGAGCAGAAAAUGGCUGCAACAGAUGGUAGAUACUGGUGCUCGUUUUGUAAACACGAAUGUGAAACAUCUCAAGAAAUGUCACAGCAUAUGUCGAGCUUGGAGCAUAGUGAAGUGGUUGCAGUUAUUAAUAGAUCAAUGCCUAUUAUUAUACGAAAGAAAAGCGUCUUGAGAUGCCAAACUUGUAAUCUGGAAUUCCGAUAUAACAUUGAGAUAAAACGGCAUUGUCAGAAAACUGGACAUACCUUGGCUUAUACGGCUACUGAAAACUAUCAAGACCUUCAUAAAUGUCAGCACUGUAAAGUUAAAUUUAAAUCUUCAUUGUCACUCGCUGCACAUUUGAAGACUAUACAUAAACAAAAAGCAUUUUUUUGUUUGGUCUGUUCAAGGUCUUUUAACACCUCAGAAGAAGCGAAACAUCAUCGUCAAACAUCAGAACACAGAAUAAGAAAGAAAGAGAUAUUAAAGGAAAAAGGUUUGAUUUCGAAAGAUUUGACUAAAAAGUGUCCACACUGCAAAGACGAAUUAUUUUUAAAGAAUAUCUUGGAACUAAAGGAUCAUAUUAGAAGAGUGCAUCCACACAUUAAAAGAAAAUGCCCCAAAUGCGGUAUGUCGUUUGUAUUAUCGCAAGAAGUUACCCGUCACAUCAGAAACAAUGCUUGCCAAUUUCAUAGUGUCAGUCCUCCAAACGCUUCCAUAAUAUGGAACUGCAGUCAGUGCAUCUUCACAACUGACUCGCAGGCCGAGUGUUUUUUUCACGAAGUCUUGCAUUCAGACCCUAUCCAAGAUGUCCGCAAAGUCGGCAACAAAGAAAAAGUGUAUGAAAAGUAUUUUUGCCCGAUUUGUCAAAAGGCAUUUAAAAAAGCGUCUUUACGGGAGCAUUUGAGAUUACACACGUCUGAAAGACCAUUCGUCUGUGCUACAUGCGGAGCCAAUUUCACUAGAUUGACCAGUUUAGUUAAUCAUAACAACAGUCAGCAUAAGUUAGAGACAUCUGGUGCCCAAACUUCACAGGCAGAGGUUACAGACAGUGUUGAUACGAAGACAUUAGACUGGAAGUGCGGUAAAUGUCCGAAAAGCUUCGCCAACAGAACGACCCUGCGGAAACACGAAUCAAAAUGUGGCAAUAUGGGUCAAAAAUGUCCACACGAUGAAUGUACUUAUGUAUCAUCCAAUUUAUCCAGACAUCGGCGAGCUCAUGGGGAUGAAGUGAAUAACCAUCAGUGUCAACUAUGCACGUUUAAAACGAAUCACUCGAGCCACCUGAAGAGGCAUAUGCUAUGUCACAAGGGAGUGAAACCUUAUGGUUGUCCUCACUGCCAAUUUAUUUGUGGUAGUUUGGAGAACCUCCGUAAACACUGCCGGCGGCUGCACCCCGGGCAGCCACUCUACCGGUGCGGUCACUGCGAGUUCCGCAGCGACCUCGCCGCACAGUUACGUCUGCACCUCGCCACGGGACACCCGGACCAGUACGACACACACGCAGCACUCGCACACGUCAAGCGACACCUCAUGACCCCGCAGUAUAAGAAACAAACCGAUGUCGAACAGUGGCGUAGUUAGGUAACCAAGGGCU